Molecule: messenger RNA, 669 nt
Organism: Megalops cyprinoides (Indo-Pacific tarpon)
Lineage: Eukaryota; Metazoa; Chordata; Actinopteri; Elopiformes; Megalopidae
Product: transmembrane 4 L6 family member 20-like
Exons: 4
Coding region: 1-669 (222 amino acids)
Cellular component (GO): membrane
Source: RefSeq, a predicted model, not a curated record
AUGACUUGCUGCGAAGCCUUCACUUCCUGUAAUGGAUUUGUUCUCUUGUCUCUCAGCAUCAUUGCCAUGGGGCUGAACCUGACCCCUAUGUUUGCGGAUUACGCCAUGGACGGCUUCUUGUUCCGUCACCCUGUCUCCUGCUUCGAGUGGUGGCUGCCAGGCGUGGUGGGCGGCGGGCUCCUGGUUCUGCCUUCAGUUACCAUGGCGUUUGCUGCAAAGAAGAGAGGGAGCUGCAACUCCCGCUGUGGGAUGCUCCUGUCAGCGGGCAUGUGUCUGCUUGGUAUCAUUGGCGCCCUCUACUGUUUGCUUGUGUCCUUCUUUGCCUUGGGCACUGGGCCACUGAUCUGCCAGGGAGCUGACGCCAGUCUGUCCAGCUGCAAUUUCACCAUCAAGGACAUUGGGUCUCUGUCUCAGCUGAACUUUGACAUCUCCUGGUAUCUCAACAAGGAUGGCUGCUGGAACAAGACACAGGUCGGCACAGAGGGUGGUCGGAUCCUGGGAGACUUUGACUUAGAUCUGGACGGCUACCAGCUGGUGAACCUGCACCUGGUGACCUUUACUGGGUUGGCAGGCAUAGCCCUGCUAGAGGUGCUGUUCAGCUUGUUCCAGAUACUGGCAGGGACCUGUGGCUGUGUCUGUGGAACCUCGAAGAGAACGCAGCAGCACUGA